GAAUGACUGACAUCACCAUCACUUAGAGGAUGGAUCCAUCAAUACUAAUGCAGAUUGAAGCUGUGUACUACCCUAUUCUUGCAAUCGUUGGUGUUCCUGCGAACCUAUUAUCAAUUGUUGUUCUUCUUCGUGGGAAUUGUGGUCUCUCGAAAUGUAUUACCUGUUACCUUGUGUCGAUGGUGGCAGCAGACCUCCUUGUUCUAAACUUUGAAGUAAUUCUGCUUGGGGUUAAAAACACCUAUUUUCCAAAAUCAUUUCUGGAUUACACUUCCAUUUGUUGUCUUACUUUUGUCUUCAGUUUUAUUUCGAUUGAUUGCUCUGUCUGGUUAACAGUGGCUUUCAGCUUUGAUCGCUCUGUAUCCAUCUGUUUCCAAAAAUUGAGAGUAAAAUACUGCACAAAGAAAACUGCAACUCUGGCUAUAACCGUUGUUUUUGUACUUUGCAUUGGACAAAAUUUGCCACUUUAUUUUGUAAACCAACCUGGAACUGUUAUUGACAACAUGGCAUGGUUCUGUGUUGUAAAGCCUGAGUUCUAUGUUUUACCCACUUGGAAGGCAUACUUGUGUUUUGAUACUAUUUUAACUCCAUUUUUGGCAUUUUUCUUUAUUUUGCUAUUUAAUGGUUUGACCAUCAGGCAUAUUGUAAUGAGCAGUAAGGUAAGACGAAGCUUCAAGGAAAAUAUAAAAGACCCAGAAACAGAUAAUCGCAGAAAAUCCAUCAUAUUACUACUUGCUAUUUCUGGAAGUUUUAUCUCACUAUGGAUGUUAAUUUCUUUCUGUAGUAUAUCUGUACAAUUUACAGAAAACCAGUUUUACCAAACUGAUCACAAUGAUCUUUUCACAACUUUGGAACUGGCUGGAUACAUGCUUCAACGUCUGAAUUCCGGCACCAACACAUUCAUUUAUGCAAUGGUGCAAACUAGGUUCAGAAAUGAAAUAAAGAAUAUGAUUAAAUGUCAAAACUAUCAGAAGAUACCAAAAUAA
This is a messenger RNA of Stegostoma tigrinum, 983 nucleotides long. RefSeq names its product probable G-protein coupled receptor 139. Gene Ontology annotation, molecular function: G protein-coupled receptor activity. Gene Ontology annotation, biological process: G protein-coupled receptor signaling pathway. NCBI's taxonomy places the organism in Eukaryota, Metazoa, Chordata, Chondrichthyes, Orectolobiformes, Stegostomatidae. Bases 30 to 983 code for a protein of 317 amino acids. The record is from RefSeq and is a predicted model, not a curated record. The transcript is spliced from 2 exons. Gene Ontology annotation, cellular component: membrane.